Molecule: messenger RNA, 1443 nt
Organism: Pectinophora gossypiella (pink bollworm)
Lineage: Eukaryota; Metazoa; Arthropoda; Insecta; Lepidoptera; Gelechiidae
Exons: 6
Coding region: 421-1353 (310 amino acids)
Source: RefSeq, a predicted model, not a curated record
UCGACUUAGGAGCGUUAUUUCGCCGACAACGCCCGCUCGCGACGCGCGUUAUCCGCGUGCUUGCAUCGACCUCACCGACAAAUGUGAAAUUGUGAACAAAACUUUAUACUAAGCGCUUAGUGACUACGAGUGUUGUUGACAACUUACCGUAAAUUACUGUGGAAAUGCUGCUUUGAAAGUUAUUGUUUUAAAGUUCUUGUGCGAUGUGGAAUAAACGCCAUUAUAUGAUAAGAGGAAUUUAAACAUACCUACUGACUUUUAUAUGAAAACAACAUGAAGUCCUCAAAUAAAUAAAUUACCUACCGCAUUGCUUUAGCGAUUCCUUAGAGGUUAGAUUUUAAAGACUCUACUUAUGAGGUUUAGAGAAUUUUUGGCGUAGUUACAUGCCUCUAGAAACAUGAUGGCGAUAUUUCGUUGACGAUGAUGUGUCUGAAGACGAUGAUGGUGUGUUCUCUUCGGCAACAAAUACUUCCGAUCCUCGGUCUACUGCUGAUUAUUGAAUGCAUAAUAUCGCUAAAGCUGCUGGAGCUACGCGUGCCCUCGCACGUGCCGCUGGGAACGCGCGCCGAACUCUCGUGCAGCUGGCAGCUGGGGGAGCACGACGUGCUGUACUCCGUCAAGUGGUACAAGGACGGUCGUGAGUUCUUCCGACACGUGCCGCGCGACCUCGAACCACGGAGGAAGUUCCCGUUGCCGGGAGUCGACGUCGAGACGUUCGACACGUCAGGAGGCAACGUGACCCUGUCCCCGGCGGUGCUGGAGACGGGCGGGCGGUACCGCUGCGAGGUGUCCGGUGAGCGCCCGCUGUUCCCCACCGUCUCCGACCACGCUGACAUGCUCGUCGUUGUUCUACCAGACCAUGGACCAAUGAUAUCCGGGUUCCGGUCUCGCUACCGGACCGGUGAUCGGGUGCAAGUGAACUGCACAUCAGGACGAUCAAGACCCGCCACCCAACUAGCGUGGUACAUCAACGGGGAACCUGCCCCAGCGAGUGCCGUCCAAUCAGCUAUUGAUAAGAAGACUGAAGACUUGGAGACCACAAGUAUGGCACUGGACUUCGUAGUUCAGGAGACGGACUUUAAGAAGAAUGGGCUUAAGAUCAAAUGCCUGGCGACACUCGCUCCAGUUUACUGGCGAAGCAACGAGGAGAGUGCCUUGAAAGAGAAGGCCAUAAGCAACCAACUCCUCAGAUCCAGCUUAGAAGACGUGAAGGUCACCAGAGCAGACAGAGUCCUAGCCAAUUCCGCGGAGUUCACCAAUUCUUGGCGACAUGUAGUCUUACUGUUAUGCUCCAUGCCUAACCUGUUUCUGAGAGGUUUGGUUUGGUUUCCAUUCUUUCUUCAGGAAAUAUGACUUUGGAAAGUCCCAUGUUAUAAUGCCCAAUGAUGUUUCAUAUUAUUAGUAUGUAGUUACUUAAUAAUAAUUGUUAAUGGUACCUACUUU